Messenger RNA from Nematocida minor, 654 nucleotides. RefSeq lists its product as uncharacterized. The record is from RefSeq and is a predicted model, not a curated record. NCBI's taxonomy places the organism in Eukaryota, Fungi, Microsporidia. The transcript has a single exon. Bases 1 to 654 code for a protein of 217 amino acids.
AUGAUGCAAAAGGAAGAGAUGAUUGUCAAAGAUGGCACAAAUGAAACCAUCAGACAGCUGCAAAAGGAAGAGAAAACGAUGAACAGCGCUGUAUUUAAGACGGACAAGAGUGCCGUGUCAGAUAAAGGAAAAGAGGAGGCCGUUAUGGCGCCCACAGAGAUAUCUGUUGAGUCCUUAGAAAAUAUCAAAUACAUUGAAGAGGGAACCUUUGAGGUCAACUACGUAGACGAAGAGCAUGAAGAAGAGCUUAAUAACGACGAGUACAAUGCGCUUGAUUCUAGCAGAAAAGAAGAAGCGCUGAGGAUGGCAGACAGCAUGGGCCAAAAAAACUCUAUUUUAGAAGAGACAGUGGGCUCUAGUGCAGGAGGAUCUUCUGCAUCUAUUAAUGACAGAAGAGCAGUGCAGAUUACGCCAGAGUACAUGAGCACGCUUUCUGUCGUUCAGAGAAACAUCAUCAAAAUGGAGAUGGAAAUAUCUCGGCAGACAAAAGCAGCAGAAGAACAGUGGGUUCCAAGAAGAGAAAUACUGAAAGAAGAUUUUAUAUACAUUCCUGUGAAGGGAGGACACUGGGUCAAAUCAGAGCCAAAACAGAACAAAAAGAAAUCAAACUUUUUCACUAAGCUAUUUCAAUGCAUGAAUCCAUUUUCUAAAUAG